CGAGACGGGAACCAAAGCGCCGACAAGCUCGCCAGUGCUGCCUUGCAACGCGAAGAAGGCGAGAUCGUGACAGCCGAGGAAGAACGGCAGGACUUGAUCACGCUGAACAGAUUGCACGAAAUACUGCAACCGAAGUCGACCAGAUCAGUGACUCGUGUGAACGCAGUCACUCGAUCUGCAGUUAGUCGAUCUUCGCCACCGGCGGCGAUGGAUGAAUCUGUUGUUCAACGCAUACGGAGUCAGCGGAUCAAGCAGGCACAAGACGAGGAGAAGUGGAUCGCAGAUCUGAAGGCGUACCUGAAUGGUGACCUGAACGGUCUGUCGAAGGAAGAUGCGAAGACAUGCUCGAAGAUCGCAGCGACGUAUGAAGUUGACGAAGACGGACUGUUGUUCUACUGCCCGAAGACCUUGACCCGAGACGAAGAUCGCGACGAUGUUGUCAGACUGGUGGUGCCGGAAAGCUUGCAACAGGAUUUCCUCCACCAUUACCACACGAGCCUGGAAGGAGGUCACCAAGGUGUCGGGAGAACAUACCGCAGAAUCCGGACGCGUUUUCACUGGCGUAAUCUGUACCGAAGUGUCCAGCGCUACGUGGGGGAAUGCACAGAUUGUGAGACGGGAAAAGGGAAACCCACAGAUCAAGGAAGAUCGCCGGGGAAUGUGCAAGGCACGUACCCGUUUCAAGUCAUAUCCAUGGACCACAUCCCAUCGCUACCGAAGUCCUUUAAAGGGAACACGGAGUUGCUGAUCUGGGCAGACCUGUUCACCGGGUACGUGAUCGCCAAGGCUGGAUCAUCGCGGGGAGCUCAAGCGGUGGCGAAUGUGUCUUCAGGCGGUUCGGUGCAAGUGAAACAAUCAGGCACGAUCGAGAACCAGGAUUCAUGGCAGAUUUCUUCCGCGCGUUUAAUCGGAUUGUGA
This is a messenger RNA of Phytophthora megakarya, 918 nucleotides long. The record is from the annotation of a GenBank genome assembly. Lineage: Eukaryota; Oomycota; Peronosporomycetes; Peronosporales; Peronosporaceae.